This is a messenger RNA of Actinia tenebrosa (Australian red waratah sea anemone), 1963 nucleotides long. RefSeq lists its product as uncharacterized. Lineage: Eukaryota; Metazoa; Cnidaria; Anthozoa; Actiniaria; Actiniidae. The record is from RefSeq and is a predicted model, not a curated record.
UCCAAGAUGGCGGACGCGUCUGGUUUUCUUUCUUGGUUCAUCAGUUUUCGUAAUCCAAUCGAAAUAUGGAAGAACGAACCAACCUUUUUACUCUGCGAGAUUGUUUAUCUCUUAAUGGCGGCUAUGACGCUUAAACAUGCUGUACGUCAUGGUGGGUGCAAUAUCCUUCUGUGGCUUGCUAUAUGUCUUCAUGGCUUGACGACUGAGUGUGUGUCCUACUUCGUGCCUGAUGUCGACAACUUUUGGCAUGCACAGUCCACUGUGAUUCUUGUAGAAAAGAGGCUUCCAUUACAUAUCUUCUUUUUCUAUCCAGCAACACUUUACACUGCAUCUAUUGCUGUAUCAAAACUCAAACUCCCAUUCAGUGCAGAACCAUUUGCAGUUGGGUUGGCUGAUGUUCUGUUAGAUUUUCCCUUCGACAUCAUGGGUAUCAAGCUGUUAUGGUGGACUUGGCAUGAUACAGAUCCAAACAUCUUUGAUCGCCAUUACUGGGUUCCUUGGACCAGCUAUAUCUUUCAUAUGUCAUUUGCAUCAAGCGUUGCAUUCAUUUUCCAUGGGAUGAGAAGGCUGUUGAUUGGUGCAGAAAAAUACCAGCCCUCAAACAGCUGGUUCAAGGAAGUGGUGUGUGUGAUACUUACUGGUUUGUUCUCGAUGCCCCUCGGUGUGAUCCAGUUCAUAUUCUUCUACCACAUUCCUCAUGAUGUUUAUGGUAUCCACACAGAGGUGGUGGUAUGUGCUAUGAUAAUGGUGUAUGGUCUGAUUGUGUGGAGAUCUGAUAGGAACCCUGAUCUAAAUAGCAGGGGUGAUAGCAUGUCUGCAUAUGAUGUGUCAAAGAAGAAAAUAGGUCAAAGUAAAGAAAAGAGAGUUUUUGAUGAGAUUAGCUUCAAUGUUAUCCUACACUUCUUGUUCUACUUACUAUUAGUUGUAUUUGCCAAGCCAGAGAACAUGAAGUCCACAGGACUGCACCAAGAGAUUGGUAACUGUACCCAGAAGACUCCAGUCCACACUCCACUUGGACAGGUAUUAUACAAGAAAACCUACUUGUGUUCCAGUGAAUAUGAUGAAGGCUACUUUGACUGGCACUGCACACCUGAUGGACAACCUCCAGUGUCUGGCAGUAAAUGGUACACCCUCUGUGGUCUACCCUACCCAAACCACGCAGAAUAUAUUUUCGUAGUUAGUGCCUUCUGUAUAUUAGGGUUUACUAUCUAUUACCAAAUGUUGUGGUGCUCAGCUCGAUAUGUUGCAUCAGGGAAAAAGAAAGUUAAAGACAGUUAACAAUGAUAACAAUUCACUUGAGUGUAAGCAACAAACCUACGAAAAGUAUGUACUAAACAACAAGCGUACAGUGGUUUUACUAAACCGAGUACAAAAUAGCACCAAUGAAGGCAAUUAAAGGGAAAAAAGAAAUAAAUGUGUUUAGUGCUAUCUAGUUUUUGUACCCGGUUUUUGUACUAUUUCACGGAUAUUUGGUUUGCACUCUAGUUAAGUAGUAAACUAAUUAGAGCUUAGUAGAUCUCAUAUCCAUUGUUUUCUUUCGUAUCUAUUUCGUUGUUACAAGUAAUUUUUGUGUCCCGAAUUUUAAUCUUAAUUUAAUACAAUUCUCUUUGAUAGGUUUAUUGUAUUUAAUCUAAAACCAGGCAUUCCUCGGUAACCCAGUGGUAAAAUUCUGUCGCUUGUUUCACCUUCCGGAACAAGCUCUACUAGACUUGAGGUACUUGGACUGUUUCAGAGUGGGAAAAAAAUCUUCAAUUUUUGGUCAAUCCCUAACUGCUACUGUAAUAGUUAAAUACGUUUUUUAUGGAUUUGUAAAAGUCCAUACUUCAGAAUAAAAAAGCCAAAAAACUUCGUAUCUAUGGAAGCCAUUUUGAUUGAAAUAUGAGAGAAAUUAAUACGACUUGACCUUUCUGGGUACGGAGUGUUGACAAACACGACUAGCGUUUCGGAGAUCACGCGACACGAA